CUUCGAUCAAUGAGGAAAUCAUCGAGAUGGGUUUCUUCAAAAAUUUAUUUUUAAUUUUUAGUAUUUUCGUCGUGAAUUCUUACGCGAAAGAUUGGCUUUCGAAUGCUAAUUUUUAUCAAAUUUAUCCUGUUUCGUUUAAGGAUUCUGAUGGUGAUGGAAUUGGAGACUUGCAAGGAAUUAAGAGUGAAACUGCUUAUUUGAAAGGAUUGGGCAUGAAUGGCGUAUGGCUUUCUCCAAUCAUGGCAUCUCCAAUGAAGGAUGCAGGAUAUGACAUUUCCGAUUAUAAAACUGUGAAUCCGAUGUUUGGAACAGUUGAUGACGUAAAAGAGCUGAUUUCUGCCUUUAAAGCUGCUGGAUUGUAUUUGAUCUUGGAUUUUGUGCCAAAUCACACUUCCGAUGAGCACGAAUGGUUCAAAAAAUCCAUCCAAAAAAUCGAUCCUUACACGGAUUAUUACGUUUGGCAUGAUGGUUUACCAAAUCCCGCCGGAGGUCGAAAUCUUCCGCCCAACAAUUGGGUCAGCGUGUUCCGUUACAGCGCAUGGCAAUGGAAUGAGGAUCGCCAACAAUACUACUAUCACGCCUUCGUUCCGGGUCAACCCGAUUUAAAUUAUCGCAAUCCCAAAGUUGUUGACGAAAUGAAGAACAUCCUUCGUUAUUGGCUUGACAUGGGAAUUGCCGGAUUUCGUAUCGAUGCUGUGCCGUAUUUGUUUGAAAUUCAACCCGAUGAGAAUGGAAAUUACAAAGAUGAGCCAUUGAGUGGCAUAACUUCCGAUCCAACGGAUUAUCAGUAUACGUCGCAUAUUUACACACAAGAUCAACCCGAAACGUUCGACAUGGCGUAUCAAUGGCGUGCUGUCGUUGACGAGUACAAAAAUAAGGAUUAUCCGAGAGUUUUGUUGACGGAAGCUUAUACGAGUUUGGAGAAUAUUUUGAAAUUUUACGGAAAUGCGACGAUGAAUGGAUCUCACGUGCCAUUUAACUUUGAUUUGCUCUCGAACACGAAAAAAGACACAACUGCCAAACAAAUUCAGUAUCUCGUGGAGAAUUAUUUGUCAAAAGUUCCUGCAGGCAAAGAAGCUAACUGGGUAUUGGGAAAUCAUGACAACCAUCGUACCGCAAGUCGUUUAGGGGAAGAACGUGCCGAUUUGUACAACAUUUUGCUUCAAACUCUUCCCGGAAACGCCGUUACUUAUCAAGGAGAGGAACUUUGCAUGCCCAAUGUUUACGUCACGUGGGAACAAACUAUCGAUCCGGGGGCGUGCAACACAAAUGAAACCGUUUUUCAUUCAGUUUCACGAGAUCCAUGCAGAACUCCUUUCCCAUGGGACUCUUCAAAGAACGCCGGAUUCUCAACUGCCGAUAAAACAUGGCUUCCCGCUGGCACCGAAUACACUCAAUACAACGUCGCCAAGCAAAAUGCUCAAUCUCGCAGUCAUUUGAAGCUUUUUAAGCAACUCGUCAAGUUGCAUCAAUCGCAAGUCUUCCAAGAAGGAAGUUAUUCGGGAGCUACCGUCGACAACGAUGAUCUUUACGCUUAUCGACGCGUUUUCGGAGAUACGGAUGUCAUUAUUCUCCUGAAUUACGGAACAACGUCACAAACGGUGAAUGUCACUGCCUUAUUCAACAACGUUCCGUCACGAGUUAAGGUUCUUGCGUCAUCUUUAUCUUCGAAUAUGGCUGAUAAUCAAAUGUUGACGUCAUCAAGAGUCGUUCUUCCAGCAUCAGCAGGAGUUGUUGUUCAAACUGUUAAAGAUACUGCCUCGACAACUACUACUCCGCAAACGACGAGAUCAACAACAACGUCGACUACUACUGCGAAGCCCAAUAACGUUGGAAGACAUUUGAUUUCGGGAGUUGCGAUGAUUUUGUGCUUCGUUGUUGGAGUUUUCAUGUAAAAUUGUUAAUAAUUUUUCAUUUCAAAUAAAUAUUUGAAAAAAUA
Molecule: messenger RNA, 1939 nt
Organism: Culicoides brevitarsis
Lineage: Eukaryota; Metazoa; Arthropoda; Insecta; Diptera; Ceratopogonidae
Product: probable maltase
Exons: 6
Coding region: 27-1895 (622 amino acids)
Biological process (GO): carbohydrate metabolic process
Source: RefSeq, a predicted model, not a curated record